Messenger RNA from Kalmanozyma brasiliensis GHG001, 2865 nucleotides. RefSeq names its product Ribosomal protein Rsm22, bacterial-type. NCBI's taxonomy places the organism in Eukaryota, Fungi, Basidiomycota, Ustilaginomycetes, Ustilaginales. Gene Ontology annotation, molecular function: structural constituent of ribosome; methyltransferase activity. Gene Ontology annotation, biological process: translation. Gene Ontology annotation, cellular component: mitochondrial small ribosomal subunit. The record is from RefSeq and is a predicted model, not a curated record. Bases 1 to 2865 code for a protein of 954 amino acids. The transcript has a single exon.
AUGAAGGCCGCUCUUUCGUCUAGAAGCCUUCUGCCGAAGCUGCGGCCUCAUAGUGGCACGGGCCGCAAUGUGUCGUCCAGCUCUUCUGCGAGCUCGUCGAGAGCCGCCGCUCUGGCCAAAGCCGCCGAAGCGUCGACAACAGCCUCCGAGAGGCUAGCAGCGGGAGGACCGCCAAUGAUGGGCUCGUCCUACAGCACAAGACAGAGCGCAAACAGUUUGGACACACACGACGAGAUGAGCGGGCACUUCAGCCUUAGCUCGUCGCAAGCUCGACGUUCCCGAGCAGCUCGAUUCGGUACCAGUCGCCACGCCACGUACGCGUCACCUAGCCUCUCCGAAGUAGCCUCGUCAGAGCAGCCACAACGAACAGCAGAAGAGGAAGAAGAGGACGAUCAGCUCGCUCUGUCGUACGCAUCGCCCACUGGUACGUCCACUUCCUCGAUCUACCUGCCCGAAUACGUCGCCUGGGCCAUCUCGCAGCUUAUCGCUGCUGCCAACGACCCCAAGCUUUUACGUGCCGACCAUCUCAAGUUGGCGCACCUCACCGAUCCGCAAGAACACAUGGCAGAAGCAGCACACAUCCCACCCAAACGAUCGUCUCUGCUCCAUCUGGCGACCGUCUCGCCGCAGCGUUACGCCGCGAUUCUUGCUGUGCUCUCCGAGGUUCGUCAGCGUCUGUCGACUCGAAGUCCCGUUGAGGGAUCCGCCGAAGAAAUGGAGCAGGCUCUGCCUCGAUGGACGCCCAAAACCGUGCUUGACUUUGACUGUGCUGCUGGCGAAGGGUUGUGGGCCGCAGCGCAAGUGUUCAGGGAGGAGGAGCCUACCUCGGGCAGCUCCACAUCCGUACAACAGUAUCACGGCUUCGAUCGCCGACCUAACCUGCUCAAGAGCGGCAAGAAGGUGGCGCAGAGCUCUGCAUCCAACGCCUCCCCCGCGGACCCUCCAAAGGCCGAGAGAGAGGUCAAGCUCAAGGACGAAGGCGAGGAAAUCGAAGUUGAUGGACGCACCUACUACGAGCAGGAGUCUGCAGAAGCGGUCAAGCCCGCCGAGACUGAAGAUGCUGACUCGGAAGAAGCCACCGAAGACCAGCCGACACUAGACUACUUUACCGGCCCCAAGUCUGCCAUGGCCUCUGUCUCCAAGACGUUCCAAUCCGUGCCCCUGUCCAAAGACCUCGUCUCCAUCGGCUCCUCCAGUCGCUCCCUCGCGCUCUCCGCCUUCGCCCUCAGCCUGAUGACCAGCGAUGCGAACCGUUUCGAGGCUGUCUCGGCCAUGUGGGCCUCUGGCGCCUCGGUCAUCGUCAUCAUCGACGCCGCCUCUCCUCGUGGGUUUGCAAGCAUCGCCUCUGCCCGAGCGCAGCUGCUCCAGCUCGGCAAGCAGGACUCCGAGGGCGCGCACGUGGUCGCACCCUGCUCGCACGACAAGCCGUGUCCGCUGCUGCAUCCGUUUGCCAUCUCCUCGUCGGUAGCAGAAGCGGUGGGCGCCAGGGCGGACACGGGCAACCCGGCCAAGUCGAGUGACAUUUGCGGGUUCACAGCGCGUUUCCACACGCCGACCUUCUUGAGAAGAACCAAGCACAGCGAUCGGGGUGAGGAGAAUGCUGGGUACAGCUAUGUGGUCGUCAAGCGUGGGGAGAGGCCGAGUCUGGUUGGUGAGGCGCAGCGACGGCUGGAUGGGGGUGAGGAUGCGAAGGAGGUAGAGGGGAUGGUGAAGCAGUUGAAGGCGGAGGCGGGAAAGACCAAGACGGGGAUCUUGGACCUCCUUCGUGCUGCCAAGCAGGCAAGUGCGGAACGGAGGACACUGCAGGAGGUUGACGCGAAUGCAGCGCUCACCGCGGGUGCUGAUGCAGCGGCAGGCACCGUAGAGGAGGGCUCGGACGACCAAGCAAUGGAGGAGCUUCUCAAGCUCCUUCCGGACGCACUCAAGGCCGAGUUCGCCGCCAACUCCAACGACCCCUCCUCCCCUCCCCAACUGGCGCCCGAGCAGCUCGACGCCAUCAUGGCGUCCAUCCGCACCACCAUGCCCACCACCACCACCACCACCUCCUCCUCCUUCUCUUCCCCACCCGCCCUAGCACCGAACGAGGACGGCACCAUCACCCUUCCCGCCCCCUCCGCCGAAUCGGAGCUGGCCAUGCGACUCGAAUCCUACUCCUGGCCGCGUCUCAUCAAGUCUCCGCUGAAAAAGGGGGGUCAUGUGACGCUCGAUGCCUGCUGCGCCACGGGCAACAUUGAGCGGUUCACCAUCUCCAAGGCGUCGGGCAAGCAGGCGUAUCAGGAUGCGCGCAAGGCUAAGUGGGGGGAUCUGUUCCCGCACCCCUCGCGCUCGCGCUCCGUCGUGAAAGCUCUCAACCCCAUAACGGCUCUGGAGUACUCCGGCGUGGAGGGUGAAGGAGAUCUGAUGGAGAGGCUGGUGCUGCGUGCGCCGAGCAAGCUCAACAGCGGAGCUCAACAAAAGGGCAAGAAGGGAUUCGAGAUCACUGGUCUGGACGAGGACGAGGAUGCAGAUUCCAUCCUAGCCGAGCUGUUUGACGACCUUCCCCCGACCGGUGACAAAAAGGUGGAUCGAGGCGAAGCUUCCUACCGCCUCAUCUCACCCAACCUCGUCACACCCACCAAAAAACAGGUCAAACGACUCAACAUCAAUUACGCCAACAAGUGGGACCACGGUGGCAACAAGACCAGCGCCAAGUUGACCAAGACCAGAACGAAUGUCGUCACACGCCAAUCACCGAGGUUUGGCGAAGACGAGGGAGAUGGGUUCCAAAGCAGUUUGCAGUCCAAACAGCCAGGUGGAGGGAAAGUGAGGAGGUCGUCGAGGAAGAAGAGUCGGGGCGAUUGGGAUGGCGAGCUCUUCGGCAAUUGA